AAGGACCUGAUGAAACCCAUGAGUCACCUGUGUGCUUCCAUUCAACAACUUCUGUGGAGGUACUAGCGCUUGAAGGCCGCAUAAAGUGGGUUGAAUAGUUGUUUUUAUUUAUUUGGCUUCGAAAAGCAUAUCAUGUUUGGCUUCGGUUCAUCUGCGCUUUCAUUGCCUCCCAAGACCGCGAAGGCUGUGUGCCAGCGCAUGCCACUGACUCCCGAGCGGAUUCCAAGCUUCAUCAUUCCAUCGAGAAUAACGAUUUCAUCUCCACGCGCUCAUCACAACAAAACUGACCGCACGCGCCUGCUGUCUCCUGGCCACCGCGCCAGCCCGCGCAGGCGCCGGGAGCUUCUCUCACCUUCGUUCGCCCUGCCCGAGCGUUCCCCGAGAUUCUACAGUUUUUCACCGGUACGUGCGGGGAGAGUGACGCACGCAGCCGGUCGAGUCCAAGAGGACCGGACUGACCUAUCGACUCGCGCAGCUCUGGGCCUGGAGCACGUGAAGAAAAUCUCAACGCCAUACGGUUUCCGGACCUUGGUGGAGAGUCCACAUGUCCGGCGGCGGGAAUCGCUGUUUCACCGGGACCCCACUAAGGCUGCAGACGAGCCGUUCACCACCAGUCCAUGCGUGGGGUCGUCUGCGAGUCGGACACAGGAAAACGGAGCACGCCUACCUAGUGACGCAGAGCUGGUGGAAAGCCCGUUCGAAGCACAGGAGGAUAACAGCGUGAGGGAAAACUUCUGUCCAAACCGUGUUUUGAAGUCUGCAAAAGAUGAACUGAAAAUGUUUCUUAAAAAGACCCGUAAUGCUCUUAGGACGCCAAGUCCUCGACGGGCGAAGGGACAUUCAUCUAAGCCCGCAUGUUCAUGAUCUGAGUAAACCUGUAUGUAAACCAAUGUGCGUUUUUUGUUUUUAAGUUUAUUUCUUUAAAAACAGAUUUUCCCUCAAUUUAACUUAUUAAAAGUUUUAAUAAAUUACCCUUGAGAAUCUUA
Messenger RNA from Sardina pilchardus (European sardine), 986 nucleotides. RefSeq names its product C2 calcium-dependent domain-containing protein 4C-like. Bases 133 to 864 code for a protein of 243 amino acids. Lineage: Eukaryota; Metazoa; Chordata; Actinopteri; Clupeiformes; Clupeidae. The transcript has a single exon. The record is from RefSeq and is a predicted model, not a curated record.